Molecule: messenger RNA, 3236 nt
Organism: Ceratitis capitata (Mediterranean fruit fly)
Lineage: Eukaryota; Metazoa; Arthropoda; Insecta; Diptera; Tephritidae
Gene: mei-9
Product: DNA repair endonuclease XPF
Exons: 9
Coding region: 80-3178 (1032 amino acids)
Biological process (GO): nucleotide-excision repair involved in interstrand cross-link repair; resolution of meiotic recombination intermediates; double-strand break repair via homologous recombination
Cellular component (GO): nucleotide-excision repair factor 1 complex
Molecular function (GO): damaged DNA binding; single-stranded DNA binding; single-stranded DNA endonuclease activity
Source: RefSeq, a predicted model, not a curated record
GUUUACAAAAUUAUAAACAAAUAAUCUCAAAAAUUUACCGCCACUUGGUGCAAAUAAUAUUUUUUGUACAUUUUUUACUAUGGAAAGUGAAGAAAAAAUCCAGCCUUCAACAUCGAAGGCAAGCUUUCAUCAAAUUAAGGAUAAUGAAAGUGGUAAAUCAAGCAGUAAGGAAAAUUCUUCACGAGGUGAACCAUCAGCAGCUGAAAAUAAAACGUUAAAUGCUGAGGAGUCUGGAUUUCAAGAUGAUGAUGCUGAAUUAGCAAAUAUUAUGACUGCCGAAGAAUAUCUGCAGCGUAAGGAUGUAAUAAUGCUGGAAUAUGAGAAACGUAUGUUUCUUGAUAUUGUAAAUAACGACGGUCUAAUAGUAUGCGCAAAAGGCUUGCAUUACGAUCGUGUUCUAACCAAUAUAUUAAAAGCUUACAGCGAUCCAGGCAAUCUUGUGCUUGUAAUCAAUUUUUCUGAUUGGGAGGAGAAAUAUUAUAAAACAAAGCUAGAACAGAAAUAUGUGCGUGAGGUUGCUACGACUGCGACAGAACGUGAACGCGUUUACUUAGAAGGUGGCAUACAAUUCAUAAGUACGCGCAUUUUAGUUGUAGACAUUUUAAAAAAUCGUAUACCAAUCGAUUUGAUCACUGGCAUUGUUGUAUUGCGGGCACACACAAUUAUCGAAUCGUGCCAGGAGGCUUUUGCAUUGCGUCUUUACCGUAUGCGCAAUAAAACAGGCUUUAUUAAAGCAUUUUCCAGUAGCGCUGAAGCAUUCACAAUUGGUUAUGGACACAUAGAACGUACUAUGCGUAAUUUGUUUGUAAAACAACUCUUCAUUUGGCCACGAUUUCAUGCAAUAGUACAGCUAUCCCUUAAACCAUAUGAGGCGCAAACUAUUGAGUUACAUGUGUCCAUGUCGCCCAAAAUGACACAGAUACAAACCCAUUUACUUGAUAUAAUGAAUUAUCUAGUGCGUGAGAUAAAGCGUAUUAAUCGACUAGUAGAUUUGGAAGAGAUCACUGUUGAGAAUUGUAUAACUAAAAAGUUCCAUAAGAUUCUGCAAUCGCAGCUAGACUGUAUUUGGCACCAAUUGAAUUCACAAACGAAGCUGAUUGUAGCUGAUUUGAAAAUUUUGCGCAACCUAAUGAUUUCAACAAUAUAUCAUGAUGCUGUAGCAGCUUAUGCGUUAACAAAACGCUAUCGCACUACAGAAUAUGCGUUGAGCAACUCGGGAUGGACUUUGUUAGAUUCAGCCGAACAGAUAUUCAAGUUGUCCAAAGAGCGUGUAUACAAUGCGCAAGGCGAAUUCGAACCCGAGCCUUGUCCGAAAUGGAAAUAUUUAACAGAAAUACUUCGUGUUGAAAUUCCUGGUGAUAUGAAGCGCUCUCAUCCCGAUUGUUUGCUGCCGCCAAAAGUACUAAUACUUUGUCAGGACACACGAACUUGCUUUCAGCUGCGACAGUUUCUCACACAAGGCGGUGAACGGUAUCUGCUUUACGCUGCCAUGCAGCAUGAAAUACCAAUUGGCAAGUUAGCUGAAAGUUAUGACAAAUUAAAGAAUGUCAAAGAGAUAGAGCAGGCACUUACACAACUGGAGAAAACUCUAGCUAGCACGCGUACACAGAAAGUCAAUAGUACUCAGCAAAACACCAAAACCGCAAGCGAACAAUCAGAAGUGACGGAUACCGAAACGAGUACAGUGGUAGAUGAGCUUACGCAGUUGUUGACUGCCAGUGAUGGUGAUGAGCACUUCAAUGCCACCCAAUUUCAAGAGAGUUAUUUAUUAACCAUGACACAAUUAGAAGAUGCCGAGGACGCAGCAACACACACGGAGUUCGAUGAUUAUUCGGAUGUCUGUAGCACUAUGGGGUUGAAUGUGAAUACUUCCAUAUUUGAACCAUUUCCAGAGUUGGCCAGCUUGGACGUGACCGCUGCUAUAGCUGCACGAAAUCAACCAUUCAUUUGCAUACAGACGUUCAAAACGGAGACUCAAGGACCAAUGGCGCUUGAUCAUAUACUGGAAGAGGUUCAGCCACAGUAUGUGAUUAUGUAUCAUUGUAAUGUGGCUGCGAUACGACAAUUAGAGAUACAUGAGGCACGACAAAGGCGCGCUCCCAAGGAUCGUAUGCGCGUAUUUUUUCUGCUGCAUGCGCGUACCGUCGAAGAACAAUCCUAUUUGACAAGUUUACGUCGAGAGAAGCAAGCUUUCGAGAUGAUUAUCGAUAAAAAGCGCGUCAUGGUCAUCCCAGAAUAUCAAGAUGGCAAAACGGAUGAGGCGUUUAUACUCUACAAAACGUAUGCAGAGACUGAAAGUACAGAUCAAUCAAAUACCGAUAGUCGUCAAGCUGGUGGUCAAGUGCUUAUACCCUUUGCAGCACCGAAAGUUAUAGUAGAUAUGCGUGAGUUUCGCUCAGAUUUGCCGUGUUUGAUACAUAAGCGUGGCAUGGAAGUGUUGCCAGUCACCAUAACGAUUGGCGACUAUAUUCUGACACCAGAUAUUUGCGUUGAACGCAAAUCAAUUUCCGAUCUUAUCGGUUCACUCAAUUCGGGUCGGUUAUACAAUCAGUGCAUACAAAUGCAACGCUAUUACGCGAAGCCAAUAUUACUCAUUGAAUUCGAUCAGAAUAAACCCUUCCAUUUGCAGGGUAAAUACAUGCUUUCACAGAAUACAAAUUCCACUUCGGCGGAUAUUGUGCAGAAGCUACAAUUGCUUACUCUACAUUUUCCAAAACUACGUCUCAUUUGGUCGCCCAGCCCGUAUGCUACUGCGCAAUUGUUUGAGGAUUUAAAGCUGGGCAAACCACAACCUGAUCCAAAGCAGGCGGCGGCUGUGGGUUGUGAUGAAUCGGGCGCCAAUACAGAUGAGCUAAAGUAUAAUCCAAAUAUUUUUGAUUUUCUAUUGCGUUUACCUGGCGUAAAUACGCGUAAUGUGCAUAAACUUAUGCGUCAUGGUGGUUCCCUGAAGGAACUGCUGAAGCGUACGCAGGCUGAACUCAGCGAAAUGCUUGACUCACAGGAAAAUGGUCGCAUGUUAUGGGACGCAUUGCAUGUGGCACAUUUACCGGAAAAGGAUGAGGUGUCUGGUUCAGCUGCCUUAGUUGCUGGCAAAGUCGUUGGCAGUCAUUCCCGUUUUCGACGCGGUGCAGCUGCGGCGGUGGCGGCACGAGGCAUGCAGCGACGUUUUAAAAAUUAAAAAGUUAGAUAUAUAAACUUUUGUGAUUUAAAAUCUUUAUAUUUAAGUACAUAAUAUU